CAUGCCUGCAGAGGCAGAGACCAGAGCUCUGAUAACCAAAAAGAGAGACACUCAGUCACUCAGCACAGGACUUUUCGAUCCAGAGACCGUGCUCAUCACCCCACCGCCGCACCACACCACCUUUUUACUACUACCCGUCUACUCAACAAGCGCAGCACCAUGAGGAGCUCUCUGACCGCCGUGACCCUCUGCCUGCUGGCCCUGACGGCCACCGGCUUCCCCUUCGAGAGGAAGCCCAGCCCCAAGGAGAAGCGUGUGCAGUACGCUGCGUGGGACGACGUGAACGUCAUCGCCCACGGCCUGCUGCAGCUGGGCCAGGGGCUGAAGGAGCACGUGGACAAGACCAAGGUCCAGAUGAGGGACAUCUCCGUCAAGCUGAAGGCCUCCAACAGCACGGUGGGCGAGCUGGGCCGGGAGAGCCAGCGGCUGCGGGCCGAGGGGGAGGCGCUGAGGGCCCGGGCCCACGGCCUGGAGGACCGGGAGGGCCGGCUACUCAACGCCACGGCCCAGCUCCGGAGGCGGGCCGAGGAGGCGCAGCAGGAGCGCCGGGCGGCCGGCGAGAGGCUGAGCCGUCUGGAGGAGAAGGUGGACAGCAUGCUGCAGGGAGACGCCACUGCCAAGGGGAACGCCAGCGAGGGCCACGCCAUCCAGUCAAUGCUGGAAACGCAGAACAAACGCAUCGACGACCUGAUGGACAGAAUACAACUCCAACAGGAGAAGCUGGACAAGCAGAACACGCGCAUCAAAUCCCUGCAGAGUCAGGUCCAGCAGACAAAGGAAGCCACCAAGAGCGCCAAGUCCAUGAGCCGAACGAUCAGCGUGGAGCAGCAGGACUCUCCAGCCGAAAUUGCCUCCAACUGCCAUGAGCUGUUCCUGAGCGGCGUGACCUCCAGUGGGGUGUACAUUAUCCAGCCGCACGGCGGCCUGGCCUUCAACGUCUACUGUGAGAUGACCGCUGAAGGUGGCUGGACGGUGAUCCAGAAGCGCCACGACGGCUCCGUGGACUUUGACCAGUUGUGGCAGGCCUACCAGAAGGGCUUUGGAAGUCUGAAUGGAGAAUUCUGGCUGGGAUUGGAAAAUAUCCACUUGAUGACCAAAGACGGCGACCACCUCCUCAAGGUCCGGUUCUCGGACUGGAAGGACGAGCCUGAGUCCGUGGCCAUGCCCUUCAGCGUGGGUGGUGAGGACACCAAGUACGCCCUCCACAUCCAGCCGUCGGACACCAUGGGCAGCCUGGAGAGCAGCCUGGCCACCGACACCACCGCCGGCCUGCCCUUCUCCACCCGCGACCAAGACCACGACCUCAAGAGUGACACCAACUGUGCAAAACACCUCUCUGGCGGCUGGUGGUUCAGUAACUGCGGCCACUCCAACCUGAACGGACGGUACUUCCACAGCCCUCCUCCCAAGCAGCGGCACCAGAGGAAGCAGGGGAUCUUCUGGAAGACCUGGAGGGGGCGCUACUACCCCCUGAAGACCACCACCAUGAUGGUGGCCCCCGCUGAGAUCAACAACAGGGCGUAGAAGAUCAGAACUGUAAACAAAAAGAGAAAAACAAUGUAUAGGGAAGUGCAAGAUUCUUCCUCUGUUCCCGCCGGCUGCUUCCUGGGUUGGAGGUCCGCCGGAACCUGUCUGGUUCUGACCGGUUUGAGAGAGACUUUUUACAACAAAGCGACGCCAAACGAAAUUGAACGAUAUCAGCGUAUUGGCCCUGCGUUUGUUUCAGCAUCGCCAUGUUUCCCUGAAAAGCUACGACAGACCUCUCGGUAUUCGUAGAAGCGGCCGUUGAACGAUGACGGAAACGUGCUAGAACAUACCGACACAAGCGCUGAGAGCCCUGGUGGUGUCGGGAGGAUUCGCCGCUUCACGCCACAGGGCAUGGCAUGUGAGCGUUCUGGGCGGUGAGGCCGAGGGCAGGCCAUUGCUUAAAGAAGCUGAAUUUGUACACGAGGCGUCUGACAGCAGGUCCGGGCGUGCGCAUGGUAUGGUGGGCCUCAUUUUUAGACGAGUUGAGACCCAUUGGCCAACAUAUAAGUGUCUUAAGAUGUCUUGUGAGGUUAAAUGUCUUUCCAGCAGGUCAAGAGAGCACCUACUGUUCAAAUAUGCUGGGUGAACUGUUUGAAAUUCAUACAAGAGUCAGAGAGACCAAACCAGGCCGAUUGAAAAGCCCUUUGACGUCCAUUGGUACGGACCAAAUGGCGGCUAUCCUACAAUGACUGCUGACAUACGACCAUGAUUGCAUAAGUAAUCCCGCGUUUACCAUGAAUAUAUAGACCACUGUGAUCCGGGAGCACAGUAUUUCCAUCGAGUGGUUUCACACAGCGGCCACUGCUGAAGAACAUUCCAGUCUUUGUACACAAUAACUUAGUUGCCUGUUGAAACAAUGUUGAAGUGUUUACUCCAACAGAGUUAUUUUACUUUCCAUUGGGGAUUUUUGGGAAACAUUUUUAAGUCAUAUUGACUGUGUUUAUAAGAGUUACUGUUUGUACAUAAUAUAUGAAAGAACGUAUUCUAUCCUCUAUGAACUUCUAUUACAAGUGUUUCUGUGACUUGUGAGAAUGUGUUAUAGUUGUGUCACUGUUCUCUAUUUAUAUACCUUUAAGAAUCAUGAUGUAUUUUUUCUGGUGCUGCCUCUUUGUAAUUUAUUUUGUCUUUCAUUUCCUAAUGUAAAGUUUUUUAAACAGAUAUCAGAUUUAUGGCCAAAAAGAAGCCAAUAAAAAUGAUUU
Gadus morhua (Atlantic cod) is the source of this 2726-nucleotide messenger RNA. RefSeq names its product angiopoietin-like 4 (gene angptl4). NCBI's taxonomy places the organism in Eukaryota, Metazoa, Chordata, Actinopteri, Gadiformes, Gadidae. Gene Ontology annotation, biological process: blood coagulation. Bases 160 to 1524 code for a protein of 454 amino acids. The record is from RefSeq and is a predicted model, not a curated record. The transcript is spliced from 6 exons.